GAAUGCCUCCGUCAUGAUCAGUAAGCUGUAAUCAUCCAGAUCAUACAGCUGACAGGUCUUGGUCACAUCGUGAUAAGCAAGCCACCCUCAAAGGGGUAUCGAAGGCGCACGGAUUCGAUCAUACGACAUCGUAUUGCGACAUAUACCCUUAAUUGGUGUGCGAACGGUCGCGCCAAGGUCGGAGGAAUCUUCAUAAUGACGAACCCCGAAUCCGAAGUUAUAACUCGCUAUAAGAAACCAAGAAUGCGUUCAGUACGAACCAACACAACAUGUCUUCACCCGCCUACAAAUCAUUCGCUCUCGUCGGCGCCAAUGGCACAGUCGGCAAGGCGAUUUUGGACGCCCUCAUUGCAGAGAACGCCUCAUUCAUCAUCCUCACUCGAAAAUCCUCAGACUCCUCUUCCAAACUCCCUAGCAAUGUCAAGAUUGCGAAAGUCGACUACGGGGACAGUGCAGAAGUGUCUGCUGUGCUCAAGGAGAACGGCGUCGACGUCUUGAUUUCGGCUAUCAAUCCUGCAGUAGGGGGGAAGAGCCAGUAUGCUCUGGCGGAUAGUGCUAAGGCUGCGGGCGUCAAGCUGUUCGUGCCGUCGGAAUUUGGGUUCGUGACUGCAGGGGCACCUGCGGGGUUGUUGAAAGAAAAGGACGAUUUUGCUAAAUAUUUGAAGAAGAUAGGAUUGCCAUCUGCAAGGUUCUUCACGGGAUUCUUCUAUUCCUACAUCCCUGGACUCGUCGGAUACAUCGUGGACCAGAAAUUCAGCAUUGUUGGAAAGAGUCAAUCGAAGGCAUCCUUUACCGCGCUCGAAGAUAUCAGCGGUUUUGUUGCGUAUGUCCUGACGCACUUGCCAGCUGAGCAACUGAACGACAAAAUAUUCCGUCUGCAAGGGGAGGGGCUGACGCUGGUGGAAGUUGCUGCGAAAUCGGGACUCCCACCCAAUCAUGUCGCCAAGCUACCUGGGGACCUGGCUGAGUCGUUCUUGAGCCAACUACAAGCACUGAUAGAAAGUGGUGGAGGCUCAACUGGGUGGGAUCAUGAGGCAAACAAGGAAGGGGCAGAUAAAGCUGGAAGCACAAAUGCUCUAUGGCCUGGACACGAAUGGAAAGUGAUCACGCCCGCCAUCUUUAGCAAGCCGUAAAUACCAUUGUGUAACAGUGACGAUGUCAGUUUGGAAACACAGCGAGAAGCAUUUCGUUUUCUGCUGUUGAAAUGGAUACAUUUUUGAAGG
Messenger RNA from Desarmillaria tabescens, 1223 nucleotides. RefSeq lists its product as uncharacterized. The record is from RefSeq and is a predicted model, not a curated record. The transcript is spliced from 4 exons. The coding region runs from base 270 to 1133 and encodes 287 amino acids. Lineage: Eukaryota; Fungi; Basidiomycota; Agaricomycetes; Agaricales; Physalacriaceae.